Plenodomus lingam JN3 is the source of this 129-nucleotide messenger RNA. The record is from RefSeq and is a predicted model, not a curated record. Lineage: Eukaryota; Fungi; Ascomycota; Dothideomycetes; Pleosporales; Leptosphaeriaceae.
AUGCAACCCCAGCCGGAGGAGAGGGAACAUCGUUGCAUCCCCGCCAAACCCCGCUUCCUACCUCUCUCAAAGGAAAAAUUGUGGAGGGGAUGGGGCGGUGUGAUGGUGUUUCAUUCCGGAAUUCGAUGA